Molecule: messenger RNA, 364 nt
Organism: Hipposideros armiger (great roundleaf bat)
Lineage: Eukaryota; Metazoa; Chordata; Mammalia; Chiroptera; Hipposideridae
Product: mammaglobin-A-like
Exons: 2
Biological process (GO): androgen receptor signaling pathway
Source: RefSeq, a predicted model, not a curated record
CAGUGAGUUCCUUCUUCCCGGCCACAUCGGCGUCACCAGCCCAGAACCGCUGCCUCCACCAUGAAGCUGCUGACAGUCCUCAUGCUGAUUGCCCUCCCCCUCUCCUGCUUUGCAGGUUCUGGCUGCCUGCUCUUUGAGAAACUGAUGGAUCAUACAAUUGUUCGUGAAGUUGGUGUUGAUAUGUACCUGCAGGAAUUUCAAGAUUUCAUAGACGAUGAAAACACUGAAAUGGCCCUAGAGAAAGUGAAGCAAUGUUUUUUUGACCAGGAAGACAAAACACUGACCAACGUCCUAGACAUGACGGUAAUUUCUAUUUCUUCUUUAAGUGCUUUUAACCCACUGGACAGGGAGAAGCAGGCUCUAA